Molecule: messenger RNA, 2295 nt
Organism: Anneissia japonica
Lineage: Eukaryota; Metazoa; Echinodermata; Crinoidea; Comatulida; Comatulidae
Product: E3 ubiquitin-protein ligase TRIM71-like
Exons: 1
Coding region: 16-2196 (726 amino acids)
Molecular function (GO): protein binding; zinc ion binding
Source: RefSeq, a predicted model, not a curated record
AUGUUGUCUUUAUAGAUGUCUCAGUAUGUAUCGAAAGCAUUGCAGUUUAUGGAUAAAAAAGAUCUGGAAUGUGCCAUCUGCCUCAACAGGUUUCACCAACCAAAGACACUGAAAUGCAUGCACACCUAUUGCCUACAGUGUAUCCAGAAAUGGGUGGAAACUCAUGGAAAGAUGAAAUGCCCAACGUGUGGACAAGAACAUGAACUAACGAAAUAUGAUUUAAAAGAUCUUGCUGCAAAUACAAUGAUAAGUCAACUACUAGAGUAUGUCAUGAAAACUGAGGAUCAAAAACCAGCUAAAUGUUCUUGCUGUGACAUUCAUCAACCAGAAUACCACUGCCAAACAUGUCAACUGUAUUUAUGUGGAACGCCAUGUAUCAAACAACACCAGAUAAUACCUGCAUUGAGGAACCAUUCACUUUACACACUAGACAAGAAGGAACAAGAGAGCAGUUCAGAGGAACAAACCAAAUGUAAAGUUCAUUGCAACAACAUACUGGAGUUUUUCUGCUCCACUUGUAACAAAUCAGCAUGUAAGCAUUGUGAAAACAUCCUUCGCUGUUAUCAAAAAGAACAUAAAGUGAUUCCAUUGUCAACUGCUAUUAAUGAGUUCAACAAUGAUGCCACUGAAAUUGUCAAGGUAGCACAUGAAAUUAAAAAUAAAUUAAAAGAAAAACUAGAAUUUGUAACUAAAGAUAAAUCAGAAUUUGAUUCUCAACUAAAGUUAUGCAGAACAACCAUAAAAAUUCAGGAAAAAAAAAUAAUUAAAACAGUUACAGAGAAAAGCAAAGAAUUAAUGUCAGACCUUGAAGAGAUAUACAAUGAGAAAAAAGAAGACACUGACAGUAAAGUUCAAGAUAUUGAUUCAAAGAUGACUCAAAUAAACAAUCUGAUGGCCUCAGUCAAUACAAUUAUGAACAAACCAGAAGAAACAGAAACUCUUCAAUUACAUACGACAACUAUCAAUACUGUUAAAGACAAAGUCCUAGGAAAUGAUUUUGAUCAAUCAUUUAAGAACAAAAAUAUUGCACCAAAUUUCAUUCCAUCUACGCAACUGGAUCAAUUGAUGGUUGUAGACGGCAUUGGUAAAAUUGUUGAUAGCAGAAUGUGCAAGGUUGCUAAAGAUGAUGAAGCUAUUGCUGUCACAAAAGAACAACCGUUUGUAGUUAAAGUUUCAAGUCCUUCUAUGAGUGAUUCUUGUCAUUUAACUGUUACUCUAAUCAAUGCAUCAGGUGAAGAAUCAGCUACAGAGAUAGAAUAUAACAAGAAUGGAGAGUACAAAAUAACAGGUAGAUGCAAUGUGGAAGGUGAUUGGCAUAUGAAGAUCACCACUGGAGGUGCACACAUCAAAGGAUCUCCAGUGAAUAUCAAGGUGGAAUCACUGGGACUUGUCCAUACCUUUGGUAACAUAUCAGAAUAUAAAGAACAUUGCAAAAUGAAAAAAGUGAGAGAUGUAGUAUUAGAUACAGAUGGAUGCAUAUUAGUUUCAAGCUACAGUCGAGAAAUAUUAAAGUUCAGUCAGUUGGGUUUGUUUGUUGCUAGGAUACAGAUGCCACAAGAUGUGAUAGUCAAUAGAAUGCAUCUAAUGGGUGAUGGUCACAUGGUGUACAGUAAUGAGAAAGAAAAAUGUGUUGUAAUGUGUGAUAAUAAAUUUAAAGAAAUUAUCUCAUUUGGUAAAGGAGUAUUGAAAAACCCUAAUGGUUUAACAGUAAAUAAGGCAACUAGAGUUCUGUACGUAGCAGAUCGUGAAGCUCACUGUGUGUUUAAAUUCAAUGUUGAUGAUGGUAGACUGCUGGGUAAGAUAGGUUCAGAGGGCAGUGAAGUAGGUCAAAUGAAUGAACCAUAUGAUGUCACUUUAAAUAAUGAAGGUUGUGUAAUUGUUGCUGACUUUAGAAAUCACAGAAUACAAAUGUUUGAUGCAAAUGGUAAGUUCAUGAGAAUCCUUAUAGGCUAUAGUAAAAAAGAUGGUAAAGUUUUGGGUCCUUGUGGUGUAAUUAUAGAUAUGGAUGAGAAUAUAAUAGUAUCAAGUAAUCAUAAACUACAAUUAUUUGAUAAAAAUGGUGUCUUCACAAAACGAAUAGAUCAUGAAGAUGAUGGAAUAGCUAUCCCAUUAGGAAUCACUGUAAUUUCCAAUAGGCCAAGAAGAGUAGCAGUAGCAAACCACAAACCAAAUAAUGUUAAAAUGUUUAACUAUUAAAACGACAUUGAAAUACAUGACUUAUUAGCUUCAUGCAGAGAACCACAAAUCUGCAAGUACGAGACUUCUGAAAACCACACCCCUGCAUCCCUCUCCCCA